AUGGUGUCUCGCAAAGUUAGCCUCUUUGUUUUUGUGCUUCUUCAAGCCAUCUUCUUGCUUUCUUCGCCAGUGCACUGUGACGAGGAAGAUGAUCUUCUUCAAGGUCUCAACAGCUACAGGCACUCUUUAAACCUGCCGGCCCUUGUCAAGCACACGAAUGCAGGAUGCCUCGCUGAUAAAAUUGCUGGCAAGCUAGAGGAUGAACCUUGUACAUCAGCCAGAGCGGCAAGCCCUGUGCAAAUAGACGACUAUCCUGACCUACUAUCAAAGUGUGGCAUUGAUGUUAAUCACACUAAUGAAGGUGUUGCAUUACCUGUUUGCGUGCCUCAUUUGGUCCCAACUUUAUUGCUAACAAAUUAUACACGAACCCCAUAUGCAAGAUACAUCAAUGCUUCAAGAUUUAGUGGAGCAGGACUUGGUCAUGAAGAUGACUGGAUGGUGGUGGUCCUGACCACAAGCACCCCAAGAGGGGACUUUGCUGGGGCUACUAGUUUGGUUUCCAGGGUCGGUCUUGGCCAUUGCUUGGUGACUUUGUUGCUAGGAGCUCUUGUUUAUCUACUGUAUUAAAUAGUACUAACCAUGGCACUCCAUGUUGUU
Molecule: messenger RNA, 597 nt
Organism: Populus nigra (black poplar)
Lineage: Eukaryota; Viridiplantae; Streptophyta; Magnoliopsida; Malpighiales; Salicaceae
Exons: 2
Coding region: 1-567 (188 amino acids)
Source: RefSeq, a predicted model, not a curated record